AUUCAAUUUGUAACACGUACAACUACUCUAAAAAUCGCCGAAAAGAAAGACGCAAGCAAAAAAAACCUAUUUUUGUCCAUAAGAAAUCUCUCCAUUAAAGAUAACUUUGCCAAACUUGGCCUGGCAUUUAAUUCAAAUGAGGCUGUUCAGGACGCAGUAAUUUUGUUUUUUUUAGUGUCACGCCCGAGACCCAGAUCGAAACGAAGACCAUUAAAGGUAAUUGGUGCUUUUUGUUUACACCUUUAUCUAGAACUUAAACGUGUGAAACAGUGGAAAAAAUGUCGUGAGAAGUUUAUAUCCGAGGAUGAUAGAUUGUUUUCCAUGUACCUACUUGAAAUUUAUGGAGAUGAUUAUGUAGCAAUGUCCAAAGAUCCCAAAAAUGUAUACCAGCUGACACCAUUGCAGAUGAAAAGGAUAAUGUGCCGAAAAAUCGGUUGUGAGUAG
This is a messenger RNA of Mesocestoides corti, 444 nucleotides long. Lineage: Eukaryota; Metazoa; Platyhelminthes; Cestoda; Cyclophyllidea; Mesocestoididae. The record is from the annotation of a GenBank genome assembly.